Messenger RNA from Patella vulgata (common limpet), 12008 nucleotides. Its product is annotated as transmembrane protein 161B. The record is from RefSeq and is a predicted model, not a curated record. The coding region runs from base 3752 to 5230 and encodes 492 amino acids. The transcript has 2 exons. Lineage: Eukaryota; Metazoa; Mollusca; Gastropoda; Patellidae.
UUAUUUAUAAUAUUUCCGCCACACCCAACUACAAUUAAGCAUAGAGGCGUGAGGAGUGGAAAGCAGUGGGUUAAAAAGAUUGAUGUUUUAAAUCCAACUACUACUAUUAGAAAUGAUACAGUAAAAAGACACAGAACAGUAAACAGGGGCAAUCUUGUUACUAUUCCAAUAAUUUCUGAACAAAUCGAUCAACGCCCAGACAAUACACAAUUGUGUCUUAAUGCAUGGCCCGUCGAAAAUAAAACAGUCGCUUUGAAUGAUUAUAUAUACGACAACAAUGAAGUAAUUGGGAGAAAUCAAAGACAUUUAAAAGUUAUCACCACCAACAGACCAUAUGAACCUCUAAACACUAAUCCACUGAAUAUUAACAUUAAUCAUAGCAAUCUCAUCCAGCUUACCUCAAACUCUAUCAAAAAUCACAAACAGAUCAAAAACUUUAGAACAAAACAGAAGAUAAAGAACAAUCUUAUACAAAUUAGAAAGGCGGUCGAAAAUGAAGCGUCAGUAUUAACAACUUCGUUUGGAUUAAUUAAUGCCAGAUCCGUAAGAAAUAAAACAACAAUUUUAUCUGAUUAUAUUUUUGAAAAUUCUAUUGAUAUUUGUGGAAUAACUGAAACGUGGCUGAAUAAUGACUGUUCGGACUCAUCGACAAUCGCAGCUUUAGUACCUGAUGGAUAUUCUAUACAACAUUGCCCUCGCGGUUCACGUGGAGGAGGCGUAGCACUUAUAUUUAAGUCAUCUAUUAAGUGUAAGAAAAUCCGUCAUGACCGUUUUGAUUCUUUUGAAAUUUUGGAUUGUUCUCUACAGUUUUCUUUCAAGGAAACUAGGAUUAUUACAAUUUACCGCCCGCCCAAUAGCAAAUUGUGUCAAAAGUUUAUGGAAGAAUUUGGAUUAUUUCUGGACCAGUUGAUGAUGACUAAGUGUUGCACUAUUAUUUGGGGAGAUUUUAAUUUUCAUGUUGAUGAUUCCAACGACUCUACCGCGGUUGAUUUUUGUGAUAUGCUGAAUAAUAGAUCUCUCACACAACAUGUUUCUUCUUCUACUCAUAACGGUGGACAUAUUCUCGAUCUGGUGAUAACUAAUCCACGUGAUAUUAAACUGGAUAAUCUCUCUGUCUCGGACAAAUUAAUAUCUGAUCAUUUUCCGGCAACUUUUAAUCUUAUGAUCCAGAAACCACACCCAACAAGAAAGACUUUAACAUAUCGAAGGUUUAAAUCAUUUGACAUAAAUAAAUUUAAAGCGGAAAUAGUGAACUCGAAUUUCAAUGGCAUUCAACGUAUUCAAGAUAUACAAGAGAAGGCAACCCAAUAUCACUCAAAGCUUGCUGAAAUUUUGGACUCGCUUGUUCCUCUUCAAACGAAAACAUUUACGAUUCGUCCCAAUACGCAGUGGUUUAAUGAUUCUAUUUUAGAAGCCAAAAGGGACCGUAAUAAGGCUGAACAUCUGUGGCGGAAAACAAAUCUACAUGUCCAUAACAGAUUUAUAAAUCUUUAAAAAACAAUGUGAAUAAAUUAAUUGAUGGUGCUAAAAUUAAAUUUUACUCUGAUAAAAUAGAAAAUGGCGAAAACAGACAAAAAGACCUGUAUAAAGUUGUGAAUUCCCUUUUGGACCAUAAUGCUGAGCGUACUAUCCUCCCGGACAAUGAUAAUGACACUGAACUUGCAAAUUUAUUCUCUGAUUUCUUUCAAAUAAAAAUACAGAAAAUACGAACUGAACUUGAUGAUUUAAAUAAAACUAUUGACUUUAACGCUCAUGAUUUUGAUAAGUUAGAAAAUUCUGUUUAUUUAGAAAAUUUUAACUUGGUUAGUGAAUCUUUUAUUUUAAAGCUAAUUAAAUCGUCUGCUCCUAAAUCUUGUUCAUUAGAUCCUGUUCCGACUUCUGUUCUUAAGGACUGUCUAGACGAAGUUAUUCCAGUUUUUACCAAUAUUAUUAAUUCUUGUAUAUCAUCCGCUACUAUUCCCAACGUUUUCAAACGAGCUUAUGUUACCCCUUUAAUUAAAAAGUCUACACUGGAUCCUAAUGUUUUUAAAAAUUACAGGCCAGUCUCUAACUUAAGUUUUAUUUCUAAAAUAUUGGAGAAAUGUAUUGCUUCUCAGAUAAAGGCCCAUCUAGAUGAUAACUGUUUGUAUGAACCAUUUCAAAGUGCUUAUAAACAAUUUCACAGUACCGAAACAGCUUUAACCCGGGUUUCAACUGAUAUUUUAAUGGAAAUUGAUAAUAGAAAAUGUACAAUUUUAAUUUUAUUAGAUUUAUCUGCUGCUUUCGACACGGUGGACCCUUCAAUUCUUCUACGUAGACUUCAAUUUAAAUUCGGUAUUUGUGGCUCUGCAUUAAAUCUUUUAGAGAGCUAUCUUGUGGGUAGAAAACAGUAUAUUUUAGUUAAUUGCAAAUCGUCGUCUGAAUCUGUUUUGUCAUCUGGGGUUCCCCAAGGUUCUGUUCUUGGUCCGAUUUUAUUUACCCUCUAUACGCCACCAUUAGGAGAUAUUGUCAGAAAAUAUGGUCUCAGCUUUCAUUUGUAUGCCGAUGAUACUCAAUUAUAUAUUUCAUUUACACCUAAUUGUCCAUCUUCUUUCAAUUUAUCAAAAUUGCAACUUGAGAACUGUAUUAGUGAAAUUAGAAAAUGGAUGUCAAAGAACUUUCUAAAAUUGAAUGAUGAUAAAACCGAAUAUUUGUUAUUAGGCUCAAGGCAUCAAUUAAGUAAAUCUGCACAAGAUAACCCCCCUGUUGUAAUUGGUAAUUGUGAUAUAUUUUCAUCUUAUUCUGCUCGUAAUAUUGGCGCUAUCUUUGAUAGUUUUAUGCUUAUGGGAGCUCAAGUAAAUAAUAUUUGUAAAUUGUGCUAUUUUAAUAUUAGAAAUAUAGGUAAAAUACGUAAAUGUGUAACUGUAGAAUCCACUAAGUCACUUGUUAAUUCUCUGGUCACUUCUCGAUUAGAUAACUUUAAUUCACUUUUAGUUGGUUUACCUUUAAAGCUUAUAGAUAAAUUACAAAAAGUACAAAUACUGCGGCUAGACUUGUUACUUUAACUAAGAAAUGUGACCACAUAACUCCUGUUUUAUAUAAUUUACACUGGUUACCUGUUAAAUAUCGAAUUGAUUUUAAGAUUUUAUUACUUACUUUUAAAUGUUUAAAUAAUUUAGCUCCUGUUUACCUCUCAGAUCUUUUAGAACUUUAUACACCUGGCCGAACAUUACGUACAUCAGAUAAACUACUUUUAAAGCCCAAAACUGUUCAACUAGUCUCCUAUGGUCAGCGCUCUUUUAGUUAUCAAGCACCUGUUUUAUGGAAUAAUCUACCAUUUAGUUUAAGAUGUUGUACAUCUCUGUAUUCUUUUAAAAAACAAAUUAAAACACAUUUAUUUAAUCAGGCUUUUAACUGACUCUGUAUACAAUCGUUAACAUGCCCAUAAUCUUGUUGUUUAUGUGUGAUUUACAUUGUCACUUUGUAAAGUGCCUCUGAACAUGUUAUAUGAAAGGGUGCACUAUAAAUAUGCUGUAAUAAUAAUAAUAAUAAUAAUAGAUGUAGGGUAACGGAAUCUGUCGAGAUUUGCCGAGUGCCUACAUCCACAGAGUGCUACAUCUAGAUGUGCCGAGGUUUGCCGAGUGGCCUAUAUGGAACACGUGAUCUCACUGAAGUCAUGGUCAUCCAGCGAAUUCCUUAUUGUAUGCUGACUUGAUUGUCCCUUAUUGUAUGAGAAAUUUUACAAAUUUGAGAAGAUAAUUCAAAAGGAAAAUUUACUGAGUUUAUAUACAAAAUGGCCAUCCUUGGAGUGCAGUUUGUGUUCAGCUUGGUGAUGUUUAGCUUCCUCCAGAAGUUGUCACCAUAUUUCUCUUUUGGUCAGUGGUUACUAUGUAAUAAGCUAGUUCGAUUUCUAUACCCAACAGAUGAAGAGUUAAAAUCUUUAGCAGGAAUAUCAACUGGUGUUAAAGGAAAGGUCAAAAGAAAUGAUUAUAAGAAAAUGAUUAAUAAUACAAAAAAAGAUGACAGUUUUACAGUUCCUAGAAAUUUACCAAUUCAAUUAGAUACGGUCAAGGUGCAAGCUGUUGAUCUUUUACCACUCAAAUAUUUCACAGAUUUUCAGUGGCUGAUGGAUUUUUCGCUCUCUUCUGUUAUUGUUUAUACUCUCACAGAAAUAUAUUUUGCUGUAGCUUCCCACAAGAUAGAAUUUAAUGUUAGUAUAUUGUGGUGUUUGUUAACUAUUGGAUUCUGUUUGCGUGUUUUGAUGUCCCAAACUGCUAUGUAUUUCAAAGCUGAGGAAGGCGGAGAGAGAAUUCUUUGUAUCACAUUUGGAUUCUUUUACUUGGUAUUAGGAAUGGGUGUAUUGGUGAUAAAUGACAUAGUUCUAGAGUUUGGAUUAGAGGAAGGUUACAACAACUUCUCUGGUAAUGCCAUGGAAUUCUUAAAACAUCAGGGAGUAGAAUCUCAAGGCCCACUCUCCUUCCUUACCUUUAAAAUAGUUCUAGCUAUUUUGUGUGCAUUUAUUGGUGGUAUAUUAACAUUCCCAGGUCUGCGAAUGGCUAAACUUCAUCUGGAUUCCUUGAAAUAUGCCAAAGAAUCACCCUUCAAACAAACAAUCCUCCAUAUGAACUUCAUUCUGCCACUUUUCAUUUGCCUUACAUGGGCUCGUCCUAUUGCUAGAGAUGUUUUUUGUGUCCGCAGAUAUUCUGGGGAUCCUUAUCUUACAGAUGCAGCAUUUGAUAGUAUUCGUCUUAUCUUGGUUAUUUUCUUUUUCUUUGUAAGAUUAAUUUUAUUGCCAAUACACUUGCAAUCUCAUCUUAAUAUGGCACAUGAGAAAAUAGAAAUGAUGAAGAAAGAAAGUGGUAGAAUUAAUAGUUUAGAGCUACAGAAAACUGUGGCACGUGUAUUUUACUAUUUGUGUGUGGUCACAUUACAAUAUAUUACACCAGCAUUGUUGAUUUUAUUUUUGACAUUUCUACUGAAAACUCUAGGAGACUACUCGUGGAGUGAUGUGUUUGGUGAUAAAGUUAAAGUUCUAUGGUCUGUCAGAAAUGUUGCUUCGGGCAUGUCAAUGACAGCCCCGCCUGCUAACAGUACAGACAGUAUUGCCAACACAGCUGCUCAGUUCUCAUGGGCUAUAAGUAACUUGCGAAAUGUUUUUACAUCAGUGUGGUAUCGCGGUCUAUUGUCAUUCAUCAUGUGGUGGGUUUGUACAUCAUGGUUUUUAAGCAGCGUAUUUGGAAUAAUGUAUUAUACGCAAAUAGAAAAGGUAUAAGUGAAGGUUUUUCAAUAUUGAAAAAAAUAAAUAAAUGAAUAAAUCUGAAUUAUGUCUGAUUACAACUGUAAAUCAGUGAUUCAUUUCAUUCACCAUCAUGUGAUCAGAGAAGUAGAGGUAGAUUAAUUAAAUUAUGAGUUGAGUUUUGAAAAGAGUAGUUAUAGUUAUGACUCAUGACCUAUAUAACAAUAGGUUACAUUUUUAUAUGCCAAGAAUUGAAAUGUAAUUGUAGGUAUAUUGUCAUCAGCCCAAUCUGUCCAGGCUAAAGUUAUCAUCCGAUAAGACUCGAAAUUUACUGGUACAUGCAUUGUUUAUGUCACUUUACUUGUUUACUUUGUAAAUUCUUGUGUUUGCUCUAGCAGUUAUAAGUUGACUUGAAAUCUAUGUGUUUAUGUUACUUUUUAAACAAUUCUGAUAAUUGUCCCCCGCCUUUCGAAGAAAGCAGGGGACUAUUAAAAUGGGUUCGUCCGUCUGUCUGUCCGUCUGUCUGUCCGUCACACUUUUUGGGACACAAUAACUCUCUUCCUAAUUGAGCUAGAAUGUUCAAACUUGGUGUAUGUGUUUAUUAGGUCAAUGCCUUGAUGGAGUUCGAAGAUGAGCAUUUUCCGCUUAGGGUAAGCAGAGAUAAGCAAUUUGAUUGGUUGAUGCUUUGGGACACGAUAACUCUCUUCCUAAUUGGGCUAGAAUGUUCAAACUUGGUGUAUGUGUUGAUUAGGUCAAUGCCUUGAUGGAGUUCGAAGAUGAGCAUUUUCCGCUUAGGGUAAGCAGAGAUAAGCAAUUUGAUUGGUUGAUGCUUUGGGACACGAUAACUUUUAAUUGAGCUAGAAUGUUCAAACUUGGUGUAUGUGUUUAUUAGGUCAAUGCCUUGAUGGAGUUCGAAGAUGAGCAUUUUCCGCUUAGGGUAAGCAGAGAUAAGCAAUUUGAUUGGUUGAUACUUUGGGGCACGAUAACUCUCUUCCUAAUUGAGCUAGAAUGUUCAAACUUGGUGUAUGUGUUGAUUAGGUCAAUGCCUUGAUGGAGUUCGAAGAUGAGCAUUUUCCGCUUAGGGUAAGCAGAGAUAAGCAAUUUGAUUGGUUGAUGCUUUGGGACACGAUAACUUUAGUUCUAAUUAAGUGAGAUUGAUGAAACUUGGUGUAUAGUUUCAUUACAGUAAUACCUUGACUAAGUUUGAUAAUGAGCAUUUUCUGCUCAGGGUAAGCAGAGCGAUACGCAAUUUGAUUGGUCGAGACUUUGGAAAACAAUAACUCUCCUACUUUGAUUGUUAGACUAUAAGUAAAGAUAUACUGUUUGAUUGUUCAAUACUUUGUAAAAGAUAAUUUGUGAUAAAUUUAUAUGUGUCCUCUAAUUAUUUUCCCAUUUCGGCGGGGGACAUCAGCCUCACUGUUGGCUUGUUGCUUCAUGGGUUGUUGCCCAUGAUUGCUUUUUAUACGCCCACAUGGAAAUGUGGUCGUAUAUUGCCGUCGCCCCCAUCCGUCCGUCUGUUGUCCACAAUUUCUUGUGAACACUCUACAGACUACAUUUAUUAUCUGAUUGUUUUGAAAUUGAUAUAUGUUGUUUGCAUUAGUGAGAUGAAGAAGCCUAUUUAAUUUCAAUAAUUUCCAUUAAUUUCUUCUGGAGUUAUGGCCCUUGUUUCACUUCAUUGCACCUUGUCAACGCUCUAAAGAGUAAAGUUAUCAACCGAUCUGUAUGAAAUUUAUUUGCAUUAUUUAAAUUAGUGAAACGAAGAAGCCUAUUGAAUUUCAGCAAUUUCCGUUAAUUACAUCUAGAGUUCUGGCCCUUGUUUCACUUUGUUGAAUCUUGUGAACGCUCUAAUGACAACAGUUAUCAUCCGAUCUGUUCGAAAUUGAUAUGCAUCAUUUAAAUUAGUGCAACGAAGAAGCCUAUUGAAUUUCAGCAAUUUCCGUUGAUUACGCCGUGAGUUAUGGCCCUUGAUUUACUUUGUUGAACCUUGUGAACUUUUGAACGACAAAAGUUAUCAUCCGAUCUGUUUGAUAUUGAUAUGCAUCAUUUAAAUUAGUGAAACGAAGAAGCCUAUUGAAUUUCAGCAAUUUCCGUUAAUUAUGCCGUGAGUUAUGGCCCUUGUUUCACUUUGUUGUACCUUGUGAAUGCUCUAAUAACAAAAGUUAUUAUCCGAUCAGUAUGAAAUUCAUAUGCAUCAUUUGAAUUAGUAAAACAAAGAAGCCAUUUGAAUUUCAGCAAUUUCCGUUAAUUACAUCUAGAGUUAUGGCUCUUGUUUCACUUUGUUGAAUCUUGUGAAUGCUCUAAUGACAACAGUUAUCAUCCGAUCUGUUCGAAAUUGAUAUGCAUCAUUUAAAUUAGUGCAACGAAGAAGCCUAUUGAAUUUCAGCAAUUUCCGUUGAUUACGCCGUGGUUAUGGCCCUUGAUUUACUUUGUUGAACCUUGUGAACUUUUGAACGACAAAAGUUAUCAUCCGAUCUGUAUGAAAUUUAUAUGCAUUAUUUGAAUUAGUAAAACAAAAAAACCUGUCGAAUUUCAACAUUUUCUGUAGAUUACUUCCAGAGUUAUGGCCCUUGUUUUAGUUUUUAGAACCUUGUGAACCCUCAAACGACGAAAAUUAUUAUGUCAUCUGUAUGAAAUUAUCUAUUAAAUGCUCCUAAUUACCUAUAAAAGAAUAAAUAUGCGACAACCCUUGUCGAUCGCUUGGAUGAUUUAGCUGCUGUGGAUGUAUGUUUUAUUGCCUGGCAACCUAUCUUUAUGUGGAUAGGACAUGUACCGGUAUCUAUAAAAAGAAACACAAUGCAGAAACCUUUAUGAACCUGGUGGAUAACUAUACUGCUGUUGGCAUAUGUUAUGUUGCCUAGCUACCUAUAUUUGGAGAAAAUGUGUCAUCCCAUUAUUAGAAAAAGAAUAGACAGUGGACCAGUGCUUGUCGGAUGACCACCUCAGAUUAUUAUGAAAAAAAUAUAUAUUAUAGUACAUACAAACUUAAAUGUAAAACUGCCAAGUUAUAUGACUCUAGCAUUAAUAUUGACUGAGAUACAUGCAUGGCCUUUGAAUCAAGGUCCCAUUCUAUCUAUGACUUGAUUUCGGUGUACUGAUUUUAUAUCUUCUAGUUAAUCAAUAUUCUUGAAACUUUGGGGUUUGUAAGAGAAUGUUUAUUAUAUAGAUUAAGAAUUCACCAUCAAAUUUUAUAGAGCCAGUACCUUCCACUGUGUAUUGAGAGCCUUAAGUGCCAAAUAUUGAUACUUAUGCAAAAAAAUCAAUAUUUUGAUACAGUGUAGAAAUUUUACUACACUAUAUUUGAAAUUGUCACUUAUCACAUGCAUAAUGUAUCUUUGUCAGUUUCUUGUAAAAUUAGCUUUGAAAACCAACUCACACAGGGAAAUAGGUAAAACCAUGAAAAAAAUAUGAAACUUUAUUGAAAUGUUGCUUGUGUAGUCCAUCAAUGAUGAAAGGCCCAUCUUUGAUAUUUUACUCCUUCAUUUUUUAUUUUCAUGAAAUUUUUAAACUGUAUUAUUAUAUCACUGUUACACCCUAAGGACGGCUGAGUUCGAAUUUCGUGAAAAUCGGCCCAAAAUUGACAGACAAAAUGGCCGCCGUUCGUUCUCAAAUAGCGUAAAAAUACGGUAUAUCAAGGUUGUGGACCCUAUAGAGGUCACAAUUUUUAUCCGAUUUUGUUGAAACUUGAAAUGUAAGUUUAUAACCCAAAGAUCUCGGUUCCUUUUGAUAUUCGGGCAUAUCGGUACGUAACUUCCUGAAUUAUGGCCCCUGAUUGUACGAAAAAUCGCGUUUUUAGCUUAUGGACCCUAUAGAGGUCAUAAUUUUUAUCCGAUUUAAAAAAAAGUAUUAUUAUAUCACUGUUACACCAUAAGGACGGCUGAGAUUGAAUUUCGUGAAAAUCGGCCCAAAACUGACAGACAAAAUGGCCGCCCUUUGUUCUCAAAUAGCGUCAAAAUAUGGUAUAUCAAGGUUGUGAAUCCUAUGGAGGUCACAAUUUUUAUCCUAUUUUGUUGAAACUUGAAAUGUAAGUUUAUAACACAAAGAUCUCGGUUCCUGUUGAUAUUUGCGCAUAUCGAAUUGUAAUUUCCUGAAUUAUGGCCCUUGAUUGUAGGAAAAAUCACUAUCUUUUUAGCUUGUUCUCUAUCCAUCUCUUGAAAAUGUGGGCGUAUCCUGCCUGGCAGCCGCUGGUUAGCUUGUGGACCCUAUAGAGGUCAUAAUUUUUAUCCGAUUUAAAAAAACAUUUUAGUAUAUUACCGUUACACCCUAAGGAUGAUUGAGUUCGAAUUUCUAGAAAAUCGGCAUAAAACUGACACAAAAUGGUCGUCCCUCGUUCUCAAGUAGCGUAAAAAUAUGGUAUAUCAAGGUUGUAGACCCUCUAGAGGUCACAAUUUUCUUCUAAUUUUGAUGAAACUUGAAAUGUAAGUUUAUAACCCAAAGAUCUCGGUUCCUUUCGAUAUUCGCACAUAUUGGACCGUAACUUCCGGAAUUAUGGCCCCUGAUUGUACAAAAUCAUGUUUUUCGCUUGUGGACCCUAUACAGGUUAUAUUUUUUAUCUGAUUUAAAAAAAUGUUUGAAUAUAUCACUGUUACACCCUAAGGAUGGUUGAGUUUGAAUUUCGUAAAAAUAGGACCAAAACUGACAGACAAAAUGGCCGCCCCUCGUACUCAAAUAGCGUAAAAUUAUGAUAUAUCAAGGUUAUGGACUCUCUAGAGCUCACAAUUUUCUUCUGAUUUUGAUGAAACUUGAAAUGUAAGUUUAUAAGUUUAUAACCCAAAGAUCUCAGUUCCUUUUGAUAUUCGCAUAUAUCGGACCGUAACUUCCUGAAUUAUGGCCCCUGAUUGUACGGAAAAUCGCGUUUUUAGCUUGUGGACCCUUAUAGAGGUUAUAAUUUUUAUCCGAUUUCAAAAACCGUUUAAAUAUAUCAUCUUUACACCCUAAGGAUGGUUGAUUUCGAAUUUCGUUAAAAUACUCCCUUUUGACACUUCACCGACGAUAUCAAGGUUGUGGACCCUCUAGAGGUCACAAUUUUCUUCUGAUUUUGAUGAAACUUGAAAUGUAAGUUUAUAACCCAAAGAUCUUGGUUCCUGUCGAUAUUUGCGCAUAUCGGAUGGUAAAUUCCUGAAUUAUGGCCCCUGAUUGUACGUAAAAUCGCUUUUUGUUUAGCUUGUUCUCUAUCCAUCUCUUGCAAAAUGUGGGCGUAUCCUGCCUGGCAGCCGCUGGUUCCUGAUUUGAAUGAAUUGAUUAUAAUAUUUCUAAUUGCAUGAUCAUCAUAAAACAAGGCCUUGUAAGAACAUUUUGUGCUUACUUAUAACAAUUAUGCAUCAAUAUCAGACCCAGGGGGUACCAUUAAUUUAUGAUUCACCAUCAAAAACAUGGAAAGUUCAAAAUUUGUAACAUGUUCAUAUAUUUAUAUUUUUCGCCCAUUUGAAAGGAUAUCACUUCCAAUACUUUGAUUAUCAUCAAAUCACACCCUGUAAGAGCAAGCUCAUGACUUAUGCAUAGCUUCUAUAACCUGUAGUAAUCCCCUAAUUAUGUAUACUCCCCACCUAAUUCAUUCAAGGGACCUAGCAAAAAAAAUUUUUUUUUAAUAUAUACUUGAAUAUAAAUCAUUAUACAAUAGAAUAACAUACUCUUCAAAAAAAGUAGGGGAUAUUCAGAAACAAUACAAAACUGCAGAAAUGCACUGCUGUUUUUAUUAGAGGUAACCAGUGUAUGUCAAUAACAGGCCAAUUGUCUACACAUGAACAUACAUGUAAACAGCCCAUAUGGGCGGCAUAUCUGACGGCCCCAUUUCACUCGCAAAGAGAUGCACAGUCAAAAAUGAAAAUGGACGUUUUUGAUUUUUGUCGUAAUAAUCAGUAAUUGCUCCACCAAUCCCCAGACAUUCGUCAAUUCUUCAUGGCAUGCUCCUAGUCAACUGUCCAAUCACGAUUUGGGGCAAUCUGACCCACUCCUCUUGCAGUGCCACGGCCAAUUCCUGCAGUGUUGUCGGUUGAAGUUGACGUCGACGAACACGUCUCCCGAUCAAAUUAAAUGUAACACACUAAAGCAAAGAUACGCUAAACAGUAAAUCUUAUGCAAGAACCGAUAGGAAAGCAAACAUGGAUAUAUAACCCAGCAUGCGGCAGUUUUCAUCAACUCUUCCUUGAAGUGUCAAAUUUGACAAUAAACCCCUCCCACAUGUAUGGCGCUAUUACGUGUCGCAUGUGCAGCUCAGUGGUUUUGUUGGGACGAUAAGUUCAUCUGUGAACAUACUCUCAAAGCAUGUCAAAUGUCCAUGACUAUUUAUCAUAUCACAACCUGCAUAGGUAUUUGUAUUUCAAUAUCCUCUCCUUUUUUUUGAAGAGUGUAUUUAAGUAUAUAUUAAAAAAACACACACUUUCUUUUCUGAAAACAUAAUUUAAACCUUUCCAAGUUACUGCUUUGGAGAAGUUCAGUUGAUAAUUUGGGUGAUCAGCUGCUCUCUACCCUGUUUUGCAAUGUUAUCUCCCUUGAAUGAAUAAUAGUGUACAAGCAACAUUUCCCCUAUACCUAUACCUAUACUUUCUGAGAAUUUGGUCCACUAGACAUGGAAUGAUCCCUGUAAGUUUAUGCAUGAAACCUCCUGUGUGCAUCAAAGCAGACUGUUAAUGACAUGCGGGAGCGUGUGAACAUUUACAUCUGUAAAUGAGAAAUAAUGAUUUAGCUGCUAGAUGAAUUUAUUCAAUAUAUUCAUAUUCAUAAUGAAUGACUUGAAUAUAAAUGUAGAUUUUUGUAUAGAAUAUAAUAAAUGGAAUGUUAGUAAAAAAUAAUUUGUAAUAUAUCAGUGCUGACUUGU